CUUCUCCACUCUAACCUAAAUUUCCUUCCUAUAUGUAAAAAUCAACGACGAUAAGCGGUUAGGUACCAAUCGAGUUGUACCAUGUGCUUUUUCACUAUUCUUGUAUAAAUUUCAACAUGAAGAUCCCAUAACAUAAGCUUUUCCCCUUCUUCCUAUAUCUUAGUCUCUCGCUGCUAUCGUCUGUACAUAACCAGCUUUAAUAAUAAGUUAAUAUACAAUUAAAUGAACUAUUCACGUAUUGCACCAAACAUUAAGCCUUAUACAGCUCAGCAAAAUAUGGCUAGUGAAGCUUCUCAAUCAUAUCCGAGCAACUUAUAUCCUCAACAACAGCAAAGUGUCACAUAUCAAGCAUCACAUUCUUCUGAUCACCAGCCUAUCUAUCGUCCGGCAUAUCGUAGAAUUCCGUAUACAUCUUUUUCCACGUCGCAAUUACCAAAGAGCUCGUUCGCCUCAAUGCUGCCUGAACCUGCGCCUAUUAUCGUUCCAUCGCAACAACAUUUCCUUCCUUUUCCAAAUCUAAAGGUAUCUUCAGAUCAGACUGAAUGUACUUUAACGGAUAAGCAGUCUGCAACCUCAGGGUCCAUUAACAGCGCUGAUCAGAUACCACAGUUGCACGGAGAUUGUACAUUUGAGAAUGACUUAUCAAUUUCAUCUGUAUCGUAUGAGCAGACUCACCAGAAAGAAUUGGUGAAGGAUGUAUUCUUCUCCCCAGCCUAUAUGAUUAUCAGUGACAAUGUUCGCAGAGCAAGCUCUCAAUGCGACUGGUCUUCUUCUGCUUCUUUAUCUGCUCAAAGUGACGAUGGCUCUGAAGUCAUGACAUCAUCUAUAUAUUCUGAUAAUACUCAAGAAACUCCAAGUGAUGUAUUAUAUGGUGAAGGCUCAAAUCACAGCAUUGAUAUUCUUGGUUUAGAGUUAAUUUCAGAAUCUUUACUCAUACUUGAUCAGAACGAUGACACUGGAAAAGAUAUUGCUUGCCUUAAUUCCAACGAUAAAAUGAACAGAAAAUUAGCAUAUAAGCAAACAGCUUUUGAAACAAUUAAUUAUCUACAUGGUGCCCAUGAUUUACCAACACAGUCAAACCUCUCAUCCACAAGAGGUACAAAUAAGUUUACACAAAACAAGCGACGACGUUCUGAUUCUGCGGUUCAACAGCAAUACAUUAACAAAAGAUCUCGUACAAAAGCAAACUCUGUUGAUUUUACUACACUCACUGAAAGACCACACGUAUUCUCUGCUACUACAUCCUCUCCGUUCGUUACUCCCAGUUCAUCUUUGGAACAUGAAUUUAACUUAGAUAGUUCUGAAUACUACCCUACUGUUGACAGUAACGAAGCGAAACCAAGUAAAUCUGCAGGAAACAGUCUAACUGUGGAACAAAGCCGAUUUGGUAAUGAAAUUUCAGACACUGCAAUUAACUUUCAACAUAAUCAAGAUGCCUUCUCAAUAAAAUUGGACGAAGAAGAACAUAUAUCAACGGCAGACGUACAGGAAGACGACCUAGACGUAAAUCAGCCAUAUACCUUAACGAAUCAGAAUUCCUUCAGCAACACUCAAAAACUUGAAGAAUCCGCUAAAGUUCCACCUCGCCCUACACUAUACCCAACCAUAUAUCAAAAGCUAACUGAAGCAAAUAUAGACUGGUGCCGCUAUUGUGGUACAACAGAGGGUGUCAAUUGGCGUCCAGGCCCAUGGGGAAAACGUACGCUUUGCAAGUAAAUAAGCACGGAUGUGAUUACAAGGGUUACGGUUUUGC
Mycotypha africana is the source of this 1753-nucleotide messenger RNA. RefSeq lists its product as uncharacterized. Lineage: Eukaryota; Fungi; Mucoromycota; Mucoromycetes; Mucorales; Mycotyphaceae. The transcript has 4 exons. The record is from RefSeq and is a predicted model, not a curated record. The coding region runs from base 223 to 1716 and encodes 497 amino acids.